GAGCUGCGUUUCUACCUGUACCGCGCCUUCGCCGACCAGCAGUUUGCUUGCACCAUUUUCUCUGAGGAGCUGGAUCUCGCGAUCGUCCGCGUCGACACUAGCGACGGCAUUUCCCAGUGGAUUCGAAUGGGCUCAGGUGUCCGCAUGGGGCACCGCGCACGUCCUUCUUGGUUUAUCGGCGUCAUGCACGCGAAGGUCGACUCCUACUUGAGACUCCUGGGCGACGCACAGAUCACAGCGACGCUGGACACGGACUCGCUCCGACUUGUAGGGGACGUUGGUACUUCCACAUUCGCUGACGAUGCCAAGACGACACUCCUCGCCGACACCUUUGAGAGUUCCGUCUUCGCUUGUCGACGGGCUUCGCAAUUGCUUGACCAAGCUCUCAUUUUCAAGCCGUGGGCCGACGCGGAGGCCCUGCCCUCCGUCGUGCAGCGCCGGGGCAAAUGUGAGAUCGUGGUUUCUUACCGCGGGGACGGCACGCGACGCCAACUUCAGCGCACGUACCAGUCAAAGGGUGUUUACACUGGCCGGGUUCUUCCGGUCGCUCGUCACCUCGGAGGCUGGCGCAAUUUACGUUGUUCUUUCAAUGACCUGCGAGUCCGCAACAUGGAAGCCGCCAGGAAGAAUUACGACCGGGUCAAGGCGUCCCUGAAGUUUGCCGACGCGUCCACUGAGCUACGUAUUGGCCGGCUGCGCUGGUAUCAGACUAUGAGCAAAUCUCCGUUGUUGUACCAGCAGUGGCUUCUGGCAGUCUUCGGGUGCAUUGAGGGUGAACCUACUGUUGACGAGGCCAGCAGACUUCUUCCGACUGCUAAUUUGUGGGCUCGGCAGGUUGUCGAGGACAUUCGUGCUCUGACUAUGUUCGACGAUCACGCAGCUGUUGCGGAAGAGUGCUCCUCCUUCCCCCUCCGGGUCUUUCACGACCCUGAUCUCGCUGCACUGUUCCAGGCGAUCGAUCUUCGAAUCCUGCGCGCGGUGACGCUGACGACGAUG
Molecule: messenger RNA, 996 nt
Organism: Prorocentrum cordatum
Lineage: Eukaryota; Dinophyceae; Prorocentrales; Prorocentraceae
Source: the annotation of a GenBank genome assembly